AUGCCAGAACGUAAACAAAAAUGGUAGAUCCGUUGAGUUUACUCCGUAAAUACAAUGUCAAUAAAAAAGAAAUUAUCAAACGAGAUGGACAGAUUAUAAUUGGUGAAUUUUCGUGGCCCAAAAAUGUUAAGACUAACUACAUUAUUUGGGGUUCUGGCAGAUGAAACCCCAAAAGAAUAUUAUACGCUGGAAUGUUUGCUUUUUAUAUUAAAAAACGUAUCUCUCGUUCAUCCGGUGUAUGUGAGACGGGCGCAUGCGGAGAAUAUACCAGUAGUGAGAAGGCCAGAUCGUAAAGAGUUGCUAGCAUAUUUAAAUGGAGAAAUACCAAGUUGCCCUUCUAUCAAUAAGAGUGCACCUUUGGAAAUACCUACACAGGUCAAAAAAUCUGCUGAUUACGAUGGGCCUGUAAGUAUGGCUAAGAAGCCUCGCUUUGAGGAUACACAUGUGCAGAUGUGUGAGAAACUGGCUGCGAGGUUAGAUGCACCUAAAGAAGCUUCCGUAACAGUAGAUAAUGUUAAGACACUCUCAAAAAAUUGCUGCUAUUAAAGCAAAACGUUUAGCCACAAAGCGAACCACUAUUAAGGGAAACAAUGAUAUUGGGCAAGAGUAUGAUUUUAGAGCCAUGUUAGACUUGGAUUCUGACAUUACAAAGAAUAUUAUAAGUUGUGAGAGGCAAUGGGGAACGAGUACAAGAAUUUUACAGUCAACGGGUAAUUACUAAAUAUUCAGGAGAAAUAUGUCUAAAUAGUGGCAGACUAGAGCUAAUUUAACUAUUUCAACAUGUGAUUGUUAUAAGUUUCAUUAAUUAACUGAAAUAUGUGCAGAAUAUUACGUCUAAUAAAAAUCUUGAUAACACUGAAAAGUCUUAUAGCUGUUUUAC
Anoplophora glabripennis (Asian longhorned beetle) is the source of this 880-nucleotide messenger RNA. RefSeq names its product parafibromin-like. NCBI's taxonomy places the organism in Eukaryota, Metazoa, Arthropoda, Insecta, Coleoptera, Cerambycidae. The transcript has 5 exons. The record is from RefSeq and is a predicted model, not a curated record. Gene Ontology annotation, biological process: positive regulation of transcription elongation by RNA polymerase II; transcription elongation by RNA polymerase II. Gene Ontology annotation, molecular function: RNA polymerase II complex binding. Gene Ontology annotation, cellular component: Cdc73/Paf1 complex. The coding region runs from base 124 to 546 and encodes 140 amino acids.